AUCGAAGUAAAAUCGAUUUGAUUCGCUUCAUGAGAGAUAAUACUGGUGACGGUGCCAAGGGAGUUGAAGUCCAUGUUCCACGUCUUAUCAAGAGACUAACUCAACCUACAUUCCAUCAGUUUCUGAAAGAACAUGAGCAUGUAUUGGUGAUGUUCUUCGCUCCUUGGUGUGGUCACUGCAAGCAGGCAAAACCUGAAUAUGAAGAGGCAGCGAAGGUUUUCAAGUCCAAGCCAAACAAGAUCUUUGCAACAGUGGAUUGUACUGUUGAUUCAGGUAUUUGUAAUAGCGAGGAUGUGAAUGGUUAUCCCACAUUAAAGCAUUACUACUAUGGAGAGUUUGUGGUGGAAUACGAUGGUGACAGAGUUGCAGAAGAUUUUAUUUUAUUUAUGAACGAGCCACCUCUACCAUAUCGAAAAGCUAAAACCAAAGAUGAAAUUGAGAAAAUUGAACCAGAAAAAGAAGGCAAAGAGGAUAUAGUUGAAGGGGAAAAAGAAGAACYACACACUGAGAAACAUAAAGAAGAAUUAUAGAGAAAAUAUCUAGUUAGGUCAAAAGUUUUGUGUUCAAUGAAUUUUGAAUUAUAUUUUCGAAAUAAUGCGGACAGUUUAAGACAAUGUUCAAAGUAGAAGAGUCAUUUAACUUAAAAGUUAUAUACAUAUCUAUGCACAGUGAAUUGUGCAAAGUUUAUUAUAAAAGUCUAUAUAUUUGACAAUAUAAAUAUUUCCAGAUAUUUUUGUUGUUGAGAUUGUUGUUGAGAUUGUUGUUGAGAUUGUUGUUGAGAUUGUCAGCUGUGAUUGACAGUUCGUCGAUUUGAUCAUAUCAGACAAGGAAAAAACGUUCUUAAUUAAAAUAAAAGUUGUCGGGUUCAAAAAGCACAGAAGUUUUAAGUGUAAGAAUAGAAUUCAUUUAUUGUCAUCACCAUUCUUGUUUCCUUCAGUAGUCUCAACUUCUGUGCCUUUUUCUGUUCCUGCUUAUUUUGAGUGUACAUUAAUAGUAUUAUAUUAUCAUUCCCGAUUUUGGACAGUUUGGAAUGUUCAAUUUUAUCAAAUAAAGUCUGAAACAAGG
Messenger RNA from Exaiptasia diaphana, 1065 nucleotides. Its product is annotated as protein disulfide-isomerase-like. Gene Ontology annotation, cellular component: endoplasmic reticulum. The coding region runs from base 30 to 530 and encodes 166 amino acids. The transcript has 4 exons. The record is from RefSeq and is a predicted model, not a curated record. Gene Ontology annotation, molecular function: protein disulfide isomerase activity. Gene Ontology annotation, biological process: protein folding. Lineage: Eukaryota; Metazoa; Cnidaria; Anthozoa; Actiniaria; Aiptasiidae.